This is a messenger RNA of Punica granatum (pomegranate), 2289 nucleotides long. NCBI's taxonomy places the organism in Eukaryota, Viridiplantae, Streptophyta, Magnoliopsida, Myrtales, Lythraceae. The record is from RefSeq and is a predicted model, not a curated record.
CAUCCUCGUCGAGCUUCUCUUAGUAAGGGAGGGAUUAAAGAUGCGGUUGCUGCAUAACCAGUGGGUAAUUAUAUUUCAAGACCAAUUGCAUUGGCAUGAGUUCUCCUGAUGAUCCACCAGGAUUGGCUGCUCCGUUUCUCUGUUGCGUUAUCGAUUGACCGGGAUUAGUAAAACUGUGUGUACCUUUUGAAGUGCAAUGCUUUCUUUUCGUGACAAGUGGCGCACGAAUACUCGGUCAAGGACACCGUAACAUGGGAACUCAGGACAGUUCUCCCGCCAAACAAGGCGACGUCUGUUGCUCAUAGGGAAAAGGAGAGGGGGGAGAGAGAGAGAGAGAUCAGUGUAGGAAUUGGUCAGGUGGACAUUGUUGUCUCCUGCUAUCAAUUUCUUCUUAUUUGAUAUCAUCGUAACCGGACACCAUAGCUCCAGAAAGAAGAACUGCCGAGUCUUAUCUUAUCGAUCGGAAGCAGAAGAAGAUCAAGAAGCUGAAACAGAAGGGAAGGGAUGGGGUGGAAGAAGAAGAAGAAGAAGGACAUAAUGAGGCUGGAGAAGGAGUCAGUCAUCCCCAUCCUCAAGCCCAAGCUCAUAUCCACUCUCUCCAACCUCAUCGAGAACAAAGCCGAUCGAGCUGAGUUUGCAAAGUUCUGCCAGAGAGUGGACUCUGCGGUUCGAGCUUGGUAUAUUCUCCAGUUUGAGGAUCUCAUGCAUCUGUACACCCUGUUUGAUCCCGUUCAUGGGGCACAUCCGCAGAAUCUCACUCCCGCAGAAAUCGAUUGCUUCGAACACGACUUCCUCACAUACUUGCUUCAGGUGAUGGAAAAGAGUAAUUUCAAGAUAACGACAGACGAUGAGAUUUAUGUUGCAUUAGCUGCACAGUACCGCUUAAAUCUUCCGAUAAAAGUGGACGAGUCGAAGCUUGACAGACGGCUUCUGACAAGUUACUUUGCAGAGAAUCCUCAUGACAAUCUUCCUUACUUUGCUGAUAAGUACAUAAUAUUUCGGCGUGGUAUUGGAAUUGAUCGCAGAACAGAUUACUUCUUUAAAACGAAGGUAAAUACGAUCGUUGCACGUGCAUGGAGACGUUUUCUCAAGUAUACUGGAUUGAAGAGAAUUUUCUUCAGAAAGUCGAAGAAUCCAUGCAAUAAAUCUCCAAAGGAGCAAGUUGAAGUCAACAUCAGCGCAGAAGAAGAAGAUGAAGGCAUGUACGUGGAGCGGAUCCACAUUGAAAACAUGAAUCUCAGUAUUUGUAACCUGCUGAGCCAGAACACGAUCCAAGAACCCACCUUCGAGCGGAUAAUUGUCCUUUACAGGCGAGCGAGUGGUAUAGACCAUGAACGAAACAUAUACGUGAAGCAUUUCAAGAACAUCCCGAUGGCAGAUUUGGAGAUAGUACUUCCAGAAAAGAAGAAUCCAACCUUAACUCCUCUGGACUGGGUAAAGUUCCUUGUCUCCACAGUGAUCGGGCUGGUCACAGUAGUAAGUUCACUUCAAAUGCCGAAAGCGGAUAUCCGCGUGAUCUUUGCAAUCCUAUCUGCAGUAGUCGGUUACUGCGUCAAAACCUACUUCACGUUCCAGAGAAACUUGGUUGCAUAUCAAAACUUAAUAACGCGAUGUGUCUAUGACAAACAACUUGACAGCGGAAGGAGCACUCUUCUACGACUAUGUGAUGACGUCAUUCAACAGGAAGUAAAAGAGGUUAUCAUCUCGUUCUUCGUACUGAUGCAAAAUGGAAAGGCCAAUAAACAGGAUAUUGACUUGCGAUGCGAGGAACUUAUUAAGAAAGAGUUCAGCAAGACAUGCAAUUUUGAUGUUGAUGAUGCUGUUCAGAAACUAGACAAGUUAGGAAUUGUCUCUCAGGACGAUUCUGGACAUUACUCAUGUGUGGAGUUGAGACACGCUAACAGGGUCAUCGGCACGACCACGGAGGAGGUUGUCCUUAAGGUAAAAGAGGGUUCCUCACUACCUUGACUUUUUCCCGGAAUUCUACCCUCCUCCUUUUGCUGUAGCUUAGGACGUAAAAGGCUGAGACAAAAUUGUUGCAGAGGUCACCGAAAGACUGACAGGACAUAGUCACUACAUUUACAUGCCAUUGUGAUGUAUAUACGGGCAAGAUCCAUCUGUUAUAGUAGAGGGUCUGUACCCCUAAAGUCGGAAUCAAGGAUCCUCUGUAGUUUAUUGCAGCUCUUCUUGACAUCAGAUAACCGUUUUAGGUAAUGUGGCAAACGGUGACUAUUGCUACCCUAAAGUCUCAGUUUUUUACAUAAAUUUCAACAUGAAACUGCGCAAGAA